Filobasidium floriforme is the source of this 990-nucleotide messenger RNA. Its product is annotated as putative transcription factor TFIID subunit. NCBI's taxonomy places the organism in Eukaryota, Fungi, Basidiomycota, Tremellomycetes, Filobasidiales, Filobasidiaceae. The transcript is spliced from 7 exons. Gene Ontology annotation, cellular component: SAGA complex. The record is from RefSeq and is a predicted model, not a curated record. Gene Ontology annotation, molecular function: transcription coregulator activity; protein heterodimerization activity. Gene Ontology annotation, biological process: transcription by RNA polymerase II. The annotation marks the transcript as partial.
GAGCACAAGUAUCAGGCCGAGAUCGCCCAGAUGGUGUAUGUCUUUGGAGAGAUCCAAAGUCCAGCCGAGGAGUCGGUGCACCUGAUAGAGGAUAUGGUGCGCAGUCAGAUGAUCGAGCUCGCCACUCGAGCACGGACAAUCUCUUAUCUGCGGAACGCCCGGUAUCUGACAAUCGAGGACGUCAUCUACCUUAUCCGUGACGAUCGGGCUCGAGUGAACAGGCUCAGAACGUACUUGUCUUGGAAGGAAGUGAGAAAGACGGCGAGAAAGGAGGAAAGCAGCGCGACAAAGGGAGGUGCGGAUGUGGAGAUUGAGGAUCUGGAGGAUGAUCUCGUCGAGAAAAAGGCGCCUCGGAAGGAAGUCAUCAAGUUGCCAUGGGAACCCCUGACUCCGUUCGCCGAGGUCCUCAAGAACUUGCCGGGAAGACAGAACGGUGCGGCACCCGACGAGGAAGAGGAUGACGAUGAGCUCGAGGCAUACGAAGAUAGCUUGCAGCGACUGAGGGCAACGGACUCGGUAACAAGACGAAUGUCCAAAGAACAAUACGUGUUCUACUCUGAAUGUCGACAGGCAUCAUUCACUUACCGAAAAGCCAAACGGUUUCGAGACUUUCUGAAUACGACGGCGUACCUCGACCUGAAACCGAACGAAGACGUCAUGGACGUCCUAGGUUUCUUGGCUUUCGAAUCCGUCCGCUCGCUCUGCGUCGCCGCGCUCGAGAUCAGGGACGCCGCCGCUGGAGCGGAAAACAUGGUCUCUACCCCGGAAGCCAAGAUGGAACAGGACUCGACGUCAAAGACGACCCCGGCAAAGCCGAGAGCUAAAUCGCCCCCGCCUGAACCUUGGAAAGCUCCGCCAACGUUGCCCCUCUUGCCCGCUCACUUGUUGACCGCCUAUUCGAGACUGCAACGGGGUCAAGCAACGAAAAAGGCAGGAGGUUUGAGGAAUUGGCGGGGUGGCGUCAAGCGGACCAAGAUUGCCUUGAUUUGA